CGGUGAUGGUGGCUAACGUAAACAAAACUUAAAAUUAUAAAUCAUUUAAAUAUGUUUACUGAUAUAGCACUCGAAGCAGUAACAUUUAAAUCAAACUGGAAGAAAGAAAGAUCGUUGGCCAGUAGUGGAUGUCAGACUGCUGAUCUUGUGUAUGAAGAAGUGGCAUGUCAAUCAGUAAAAUACAAAACUGUGAAGACCCAGACUGAGGAUGACAGUGAUAAGUUUACAGGCUUUGCAAAGGAUGAUUCUGGAAGACUGGCAGAAUUUUUGCAGCGAGUCGAACCUGUUAUGCGUAAACAGCUAGAAAUGAACUUAAAAAGCCAUGCCUUUGAUGAUUAUGAGGUGUCUUGGGAUGAAGGAUCAUCCACAAUGUCAACUAUCCACAAGCUCACCAAUGCCGCACACGAGGGACAGUUUCAGAUUACAGGCUUGUCUUGGAACUCAACAGGGGCAGUAAUAGCGGCUUCCUAUGGGAGAUUUGAUCAUGAAGACUGGUGUACUCAUAAAACAUCUCUCUGCACGUGGAAUUUAGAACGACGCAAUCUUGAUGAAAACAAACCAGACACAACUCUUGAGGUAUCGAGUUGUUUGAUGUGUACAGCAUUCCACCCCACAAACCCAGCCCUGAUAGCUGGAGGAACUUAUAAUGGUGUUGUGAUUGUGUGGGACUUGAGUCGUGAUGAUGACAUGGUGUUGACGUCUUCAGGACUUGGUGAUGACUCGCACAGGGAACCAGUUUCUAAGGUCAUAUGGGCAUCAGACACAUCAUCACUUAAAAAGAACAAAUACUUGCUUGUCAGUGUAAGCAGUGAUGGUAAAAUGCUCGUUUGGAAAAUGGACAGGAAGACAAAGCAGAUAGAACUGCAUGAUGGUUUUGUUUUGAUGAACAUGAAUCUCCCCACACAAUUACGUAAAUCCCGAAGCAUGCGAAGCGACAAGGAGGUGGGCGUGACCUGUAUCUCGUACAAUGCCGAGAACAAGGAGAGUUUUGUGAUUGGCUCGGAGCCCGGGGCAGUGUUUAAAUGUUCCAUGUCAGCACGUGGAGAACCAGCAGGGAGUAAUAUUAUAUCAUCUGUCCAGCUUAGAUCUCCAGUGACUUUCACAUACGCCUAUCACUACGGACCUGUGUAUUCAGCAGAGUUCUCUCCCUUCCAUAGGAAUGCUUUUCUAACCUGUUCCAUGGACCAGACAUUACGUCUGUAUAAUAUGCUUCAGAAACAGCCAAUAAUGACCAUUGAACCAGGGGAGGGGGUGAUUUAUUCCGUGAAGUGGUCAUUCAGUCGUCCAGCCCUGUUUGCGGCCACUACAGACACUGGUCUGUUACUACUGUAUGACCUGAACCAGAAUCAACCAGUCCCUGUGUAUAAGCUGGAGGCUGGCGGGCAGAUAGGGAACAUUAAGGCACCUGUACUUACCUGUCAGUUCAACCCUCAUCAACACAAUUUGAUUGCUACAGGAGAUUCCACAGGAUGUAUACAAAUUUUCCGGAUCAGUGAUAAUUUGAAGACACCUGUAUCACGUGAUUUGGAGGUUUUAAGUGACUUGGUUGAUAUAACUUCGGAAUCUUAACUUCUAUGAAUUUAGGAGACUGUGAUAUAUGUACCUACAAAUUAUCCUAUAGCUAAAUUGUCAAUAAAAUCCGUCCAAUACAAAGAUUUA
Messenger RNA from Saccostrea cuccullata (small rock oyster), 1659 nucleotides. Its product is annotated as cytoplasmic dynein 2 intermediate chain 2-like. Bases 52 to 1569 code for a protein of 505 amino acids. Gene Ontology annotation, molecular function: dynein light chain binding; dynein heavy chain binding. The record is from RefSeq and is a predicted model, not a curated record. Gene Ontology annotation, biological process: intraciliary transport. Gene Ontology annotation, cellular component: ciliary plasm; cytoplasmic dynein complex. NCBI's taxonomy places the organism in Eukaryota, Metazoa, Mollusca, Bivalvia, Ostreida, Ostreidae. The transcript has 12 exons.